Molecule: messenger RNA, 960 nt
Organism: Lethenteron reissneri (Far Eastern brook lamprey)
Lineage: Eukaryota; Metazoa; Chordata; Hyperoartia; Petromyzontiformes; Petromyzontidae
Product: glia maturation factor beta-like
Biological process (GO): actin filament debranching; negative regulation of Arp2/3 complex-mediated actin nucleation
Cellular component (GO): cortical actin cytoskeleton
Molecular function (GO): Arp2/3 complex binding; actin binding
Source: RefSeq, a predicted model, not a curated record
UCGAGAGCAGCCAAUCAAAGGAGCUGCGCGCCUUCGGGGAUACCGGGCUGAUCCGCCGCGCAUGCGCAGGAGGGGAAUGAGGAGUGUGGAGGAAGCGGCGGCGGAGGCGGCAACGGCACGAAACUCGUGAUGGCAGAAUCCCUGGUUGUCUGCGAUGUGGACCCUGAGCUGGACGGGAAAAUCCAGAAAUUCCGUUUUCGCAAGGAAACCACCAAUGGCGCCAUCAUCAUGAAGAUUGACAAGGAGCGGAGGCUGGUGGUGCUGGAUGAGGAGCAUGAGGACAUCACACCCGAAGACCUGAGGGAGGAGUUGCCAGAGCGGCAACCUCGAUACCUUCUCUACAGCUACAAGUAUCAGCAUGAUGACGGGCGUGUGUCUUACCCACUCUGCUUCAUCUUCAUCAGCCCCCAAGGGUGCAACCCAGAGCAGCAGAUGAUGUACGCUGGCAGCAAGAACAAGCUCGUGCAGACAUCAAAGCUCUCCAAGGUCUUUGAGAUCCGUAACACGGAGGAGCUGACAGAGGAGUGGCUCCGGGAGAAGUUGUGCUUCUUCCGCUGACCAAGAGGGGAGAUGGGUGGGAGAGCAGGGCCCAGUGGCCCCUCCCAGAGGUCUCGUGCUGGGCCCCAUCAUUCCCCCUUCCGCACCAGCCGCUGUCCAUUGUCUAACUUGCUGCACGUUUUCUAACUUUUUACCCUUAAGGGACCAAAAGCUUUACGGGUAAUCAAGCCAUUAGCAAGCGCCAUUCUCGCCGCUUAGCGAGGAAUGGAGUCCGUGCUAGCGCUGCCUGGGUCACGUUCGGCCGAGGCUGAAGGUCGCCGGCAUGGCCAUUUGAUUUCUCCUGGGCCGACUGAUGCACGCGAAGGCAGCUUCUUAACGCUUUCCCCGAGCCCAUUUUGUAUUCAUGAUAGGGAGCAGAACCCACCACUGGCUUUUCUCACUGGAAUAAAUGUUGCAGGGAAA